AGUGUGUGUGUAUAUUAACCCAUUUGACGGUGUCGUAUCUAACACACGAAACCCACCAUAAAAAAAAAUUAACCCCAAACCAGACCUACUUGUCCUACUCCUCCUCCUACUUCUACAACACCCAACUACUACUACUACUACUACUAUACCGAAAUGUCUAUUAUAAAUACCAGUUCCCAGUCAAUAGUGGUCGACAGUAGUGAUAUCGACAACAACAAUAAGAAAUCAUCAUCAGCAGCAGCACCGACACCAACACCAGCACCGACAUCAACGACUAAUAUGACAGAAGUGCUUCUCCAUAUGCCAACAAUGCGCAAAAUGAGUGACAUAUCCAUCGAUGACCGCUGUUGGGACACCAGUCUAUUCAAACCGUUGUCCGAAAAACUACUAUUUACUGGCAAAUCCCUGCAAUUAAGUAAAUAUACGUUUGAAGACGAUUCGGGUAAUCGGAAAUCGGCCGAAAUUAUACGAAAAAAGUAUACAAUCGGUAACAAUCAACAGUCGACUGAAGAUACAGUCAGUGUCCUGAGUAUAGCCAUACUUAGGCAACACAUCCGAUGCGAUUGUUUGCUACUAAUCAAACAAUAUCGGCCGACACUCAAGGCCUAUGCCCUGGAGUUUCCGGCAAAGAUUGUCGAACAUACGGCUAUUGACGAAAAAAGCGACGAAGAAAGCGAUGAAGAGACUGGCGAAGUGGCCAUCGAAGACAUUGAGAACAAUACCGGCUAUAAGUCGACAGAUAUUCAUCAUAUUAGUCCCGAAACGGCAUUAGAUCCCGAGCUGUGCGACGGAAAGGUCCGAUUGGUAUCGUUGGUGGUCGACGGCGACGAUCCGAUUAAAAACGGUUUUAUCAAUGGCCAUCAUAAUGAGAAACAUACCGAAAUCGAGGUACACCAGGUACCGAUUAACGGCCUACUCGAUCGUUUAAAUGAAUAUAGCAAACGUGGUAUUGUUGUGGACAGUCGUGUCUAUGCGUUUGCCAUUGGACUGAAAAAGGGCGAAAAGUUGGCUCAAAUACAGGCAAAAAUGCAAGACUUUGAGAGUGUAUCGUAAAACUAUGACUUCCCAACACACCCACCCCUCCCUCCCUGUCUCUCUCUCCACACCAAACAAUAUAUAUAUAUAUAUAUUAUUUUUUGGCGCUUUUUUAUAAUUUCAAUUUUUUUAUAAUAAUAAUUAUUAUUAUAUUCAAUAUAUUAUAUUAAUAUUAUUUCUUAUCAUUUGUUUCACUCAAUUACAAAUCAGAUGAUUGUUUGCUAUUAAAAUGUAUUAUUAUUAUUAUUAUUAUACAUGUAUACUACUAUUGAUAUUAUUAAUUUGUAAAUUAAUAAUGCAUUUUGAAUAAUAAAUAAAUAAAUAAAAAUUAUUA
Oppia nitens is the source of this 1369-nucleotide messenger RNA. RefSeq names its product ADP-sugar pyrophosphatase-like. The coding region runs from base 154 to 1053 and encodes 299 amino acids. The transcript is spliced from 2 exons. Gene Ontology annotation, biological process: ribose phosphate metabolic process; nucleoside phosphate metabolic process. Gene Ontology annotation, cellular component: nucleus. Lineage: Eukaryota; Metazoa; Arthropoda; Arachnida; Sarcoptiformes; Oppiidae. Gene Ontology annotation, molecular function: ADP-ribose diphosphatase activity. The record is from RefSeq and is a predicted model, not a curated record.